AUGGGGAGUCCGGGUUACGGCCAGGUGGGGAGCACCUCACACUCGCCUCUGUACGUCAGUCAUGCACACACUGACACCAAGAGGGCCUGGCAGGACGAGGUGGAGGACGUCAAACCACUCCACAGUUUGUUAGGACCAUCUGAGCUCAGCUGGCCAGGGGUUCACCUCCCCUACUGCGAGAGACUGGUCACUGAAGACAACCCGUGGCUGCUGAGGGUGGCAGAGGCUGCCCCAUCUUUGCUGCCCUCCAGACCCACAGAGCAGAGCCCUGCUAUCCACAGCCAAGCCCACAGUACCCCCCAAGAGCUGGAGGGCCAAGUGGAGGAGCGCUGUCUGGAGCAGGUCCAGAGCAUGGUGGUGGGUGAAGUCCUGAAGGACAUAGACACAGCCUGUAAGCUGCUCAACAUUACACCAGACCCCAUGGACUGGAGCUGCGUGCAUGUUCAGAAGUGGCUGCUGUGGACUGAGCACCUCUACAGGCUCCCGCAGGUCUGCAAGAUGUUCCUGGAGCUGACGGGGAGGGAUCUGUGCUCCCUGACAGAAGAGGAUUUCAGGCAACGCUCAUUACAGUGUGGAGACAUACUGUACGCUCACCUGGACAUCUGGAGGUCAGCUGCAGGCAUGAAGGAACGCUGCCCAGUAGGAGAUGGAAAAUCUGUUGUUGAUGAUCCCUGGUCAGAUGUGGUGUCCAGCUACCCCAGCCAACCCAUCCACCUGUGGCAGUUCCUCAGAGAGCUGCUGCUCAAGCCUCACAACUACAGCCGCUGCAUCCGCUGGCUCAACAAGGAGAAAGGAAUAUUCAAAAUAGAAGACUCUGCUCACGUGGCUAGGUUAUGGGGCAUCAGGAAGAACCGGCCGGCUAUGAACUAUGAUAAACUGAGCCGCUCUAUACGCCAGUACUACAAGAAAGGCAUCAUCCGCAAACCUGAUGCUUCACGCAGACUGGUCUACCAGUUUGUCAACCCUGUAUGACAAAGAGGAGCAGCUGGUCAGAGGGCAAUGAGAGACAAGAGGCCAAAGAUAUGCUGGACAUAAAAGUCA
Molecule: messenger RNA, 1041 nt
Organism: Myripristis murdjan (pinecone soldierfish)
Lineage: Eukaryota; Metazoa; Chordata; Actinopteri; Holocentriformes; Holocentridae
Product: SAM pointed domain-containing Ets transcription factor
Exons: 5
Coding region: 1-972 (323 amino acids)
Biological process (GO): regulation of transcription by RNA polymerase II; cell differentiation
Cellular component (GO): nucleus
Molecular function (GO): sequence-specific DNA binding; DNA-binding transcription factor activity, RNA polymerase II-specific
Source: RefSeq, a predicted model, not a curated record